This is a messenger RNA of Setaria italica (foxtail millet), 2828 nucleotides long. RefSeq lists its product as uncharacterized. NCBI's taxonomy places the organism in Eukaryota, Viridiplantae, Streptophyta, Magnoliopsida, Poales, Poaceae. The record is from RefSeq and is a predicted model, not a curated record. The transcript has a single exon. The coding region runs from base 18 to 2759 and encodes 913 amino acids.
CUUGAGGUUGAGGUCCAAUGGUGUUCCCUUCCUCCAUGCCACAAACCGAGCUUCCUACCACCGGACAAACACAGGACACUAUCACCGAGGAAACGCAAGAAAUGAGCCAAAGUGAUACCAAUCAGAAACAAACACAAGAAAUCAAGAGCAAAGAUGAGUCCAUGCCCACGAGUGACCGCCUCAUGUUGGAGCUCCGGAAAUACAUCCUGCUCCUGGCCUCGCUUGUGGCCACGGUGACGUACGCUGCCGCGUUCAGCCCACCCGGGGAUGUCUGGCAGGACACGGCCGACGGACACCUCGCCGGCGAUCCCAUCAUCCGGGACACCCACCACCAACGCUACUUGGUGUUCUUCUACUGCAACGCCACCGCGUUCGCCGCGUCGCUCGUCGUCAUCGUCCUCAUCCUCAUUCUCGCCUCCCUCGACGACAAGGAGGACCACUCCAAAAUCAUCUGCGAGUACAAGAAGAAUCCAUGGAUCGCCGUCCGCCCGCUGCAGGCGGCCAUGGUGCUGGACCUGCUCAGCCUCAUGGGAGCCUACGCCGCCGGUACCUGCCGCGACACGUUCACCACCAUCUACUCCUCGCUGCUGGUGAGCACAGUCGUCGUCUACCUCAUGGUUCAGAUGGCGAUGGCCUCCCGCUUCACCGACUCCAGCUCCGGUAGCGUUAUCGUAGGCAAAGUGGAAGAACAACAGCUCCCUGAGUUGCUUGCGGCUUCGCAGCCUGGCAAGAACCCCGACUCCGGUUCCGGUACGGGCGUCGUCGAAGAAGAAGAAGAACGGCUGCGCAAGCGCAAGGUCCUGAUGCUUCUCGCGACGUUCGCCGUGAGCAUCACGUACGUGGCCGGGCUGAGCUCGCCGGGGGGAUUCUGGGACAGCACCGAGGCCGGCCACCGCCCCGGCGACGCCAUUCUCAAGGACAGCCACAACGCGCGCCUGGCGGUGUUCUUCGCCUUCAACACCACGUCGUUCGUCGCGUCGCUGCUCAUCAUCGUGGUGCUCCUCGACAGGACGCUCCGCGAGAUCAACGCCUACGGGUUCAUCGUGGUGGCGCUGGGCAGCCUCGUCGGCGCCUACACCGCCGGCAGCUGCAGGCAGACCGACACGACCGUCUACGUGGUCGGUCUGGUCCCUGCCGUCCUGGUAUACAUACUGUUCCUCCUAUUGGUUGUACGGGCCAUCGUCGCCGUGAGGAAGAAGUCAGAGCCAGUGAUACAACCACAAGCAAUGGCAAAUCAGGGAGGAGCAAAGCGUGAGCCAACAGAGAACGAGAAAGCAGCGGACCAAGCUCGGUCUCUUGUGCUGCUGCUUGCCACUCUUGCGGCGACGAUCACAUACCAAGCCGGGCUGGACCCGCCGGGCGGCGUCUGGCAGGACAACCGGGACGGCCACAAAGCCGGCGAUCCCAUCCUGCUGACGACGAAUGCCCGGCGCUACAAGGCUUUCUUCUACUGCAACUCGGUCGCCUUCGUGGCGUCCCUAGUCGCCAUCGUCUUGGUCCAGAAGAAGCUAAUUCUGCACAGGCACCACGUGCUGGAAGCAGUCAUGAUACUGGACCUGUUCGGCCUCAUCGGCGCCUACGCCGCCGGGAGCUGCCGGGAUGUGAGCACCUCGAUCUACGCCAUCGCCUUGGCAGGUGCCGUCCUUGUCUACGUGGUGAUCCACGUCGUCUUCAUCACGCUGGACCACACCAACAGCAGCAGGAAGAAGGAUGAUGAGCAUGUGGAGAGGACACGCAAGCGGUUGCUCCUCUUCGCCAUAUUGGCGGCGACCAUCACCUACCAAGCCGGCCUCACUCCUCCGGGCGGUUUCCUGCUCCAAGACGACCGGUCCAGGCACCACGCCGGCGACCCGGUCCUCUUGUACAACUUCCCGCGCCGCUACAAGGCUUUCUUCUACUGCAACUCGGUGAGCUUCAUGUUGUCCAUUGCCCUCAUCAUUCUCCUCGUCAACCCCAACCUGUACAGGCCGGCGAUACGAAGCCACGCGCUGUCCGUUUGCACGGCGGCGGGCUUGUUCGGCCUCAUGGGUGCCUACGCCGCCGGAAGCACGCAGUACUUGAAGACAUCCAUCUACGUGUUCGUGUUGGUAGCAGUGGUCCUUUUCUUCAUAGUACUAUUGUUCAUGGUAUUUUUGUUCACGGGCGGCGGAAGCACUACACGAGGGGUGGUGACGCCCAACAGCCACAGCAAUAGCAACACAACACAAGGAGCAGAUGUGGAGAAGACAGAAGACAAGGUGGUCACCAGGAAGAAGAGGAUACAUGCCAACCGCAAGUACCUCAUGCUGCUAGGAAUCCUUGUGGCAAGUGUCACCUACCAGGCCGGCUUGGAACCGCCAGGCGGAGCUUGGCAGAGCAGCAACGAAGGAUACGAGGCCGGCAACCCGGUCCUGCAUGACAACAGGAGGCCCCGGUACCUUGGUUUCUUCUACAGCAACUCCACUUCGUUCAUGGCAUCCAUUGUGGUCAUCCUGCUCCUACUGGUACCCAAGGAGCAAUUUGAGAAGCAAGCAAGGCUCAGGAGCUGGCUUGUGGUGAUGAACACAACAAUUGUGCUGGAUUUGCUUGGGCUCCUAGGUGCCUACGCAGCCGGCUCAAGCAGGGGGUGGAAGACAUCGGUGUAUGUCUUCGUGCUGAUCAUAGCCGUGCUGGCCUACAUGGCAAUCCAUCUCAUGUUGUCCUGCAUCAGCAAGCAGAAAGAGAAAAACCAGGACUCAUCACAAGUGCAAUCACAAGUGUAUGUUGGAGGUAUGCCCUAGAGGCAAUCAUAGAGAUGAUGAUAUUCCAUUUGUAUCCAUGAUUUAUAUUGUGUUCAUUGAAUAUCCAUU